AGUGUGAGAUUCAUUGCAGCAGAAAGUUAAAGUGAAUUAACGAGUGAGAAGAAGGCAGGGUUGAUGUUGGGCAGUGAGACGAUGGGGGAGAGCGAGAAAGGAGAGCGAUGGAGCGGAGCGAUGACGAAUCUGACGGAGAUGGCCUCCAAUCUCGACUCUCUCCAGAAGCUUCUCCUCACCAAAGCCGUCUUCGUCGACGACGACACCUUCUCCAAAGCCUCCCUCGCCGCCGACCAAGCCCGCUCCAUCAAGCUCCUCCACCAACGAGUCCAAACCUUGGAGAGAGAGGUCGACGCUGCCAUCACCGCCGCCGCCCGCGCUCGCUCCGAGAAGCGCCAGGCCGAGGCCGCUCAGAAAUCCGCCGAAUCGCGCGCUCAACAACUCACCGCCGAACUCGAAAACACCACAAAGGUGUUUGAGUUGCACAUGGAAGAGCUGCGUGCGAAGCAAGAAGAGAUCGAGAAGCGUGACGAGGACAUUAAACUUCUGGAAGCUAUAAUUCGAACGCUUGGAGGAAAGGAAUCGCUCUCUACGUCUCAGUAGAAAGAAGUCUUUGUUUUGAAGUGUGGUUAAAUAUUUAAUACCCUAACCAUUCACCUCUUUUCUUACUUUGUAAAUUGAAUUAUACGCUAGUGAGUGAAAGAUUCUUAUCUUAAGACUGUAACAAAUCUUGUUUUUUUUCCUAUAUGAAUGUUAAUAGGAGUAAUUUUUUUUUUACAUGAUUAAUUUCUCUGGUGAUUCACUUGUGCCAAAUGAAGAUAAUGUGGGAAGUGCGA
Molecule: messenger RNA, 776 nt
Organism: Glycine soja
Lineage: Eukaryota; Viridiplantae; Streptophyta; Magnoliopsida; Fabales; Fabaceae
Exons: 2
Coding region: 64-543 (159 amino acids)
Source: RefSeq, a predicted model, not a curated record